Messenger RNA from Planococcus citri (citrus mealybug), 1832 nucleotides. Its product is annotated as putative fatty acyl-CoA reductase CG5065. Gene Ontology annotation, biological process: long-chain fatty-acyl-CoA metabolic process. NCBI's taxonomy places the organism in Eukaryota, Metazoa, Arthropoda, Insecta, Hemiptera, Pseudococcidae. Gene Ontology annotation, molecular function: alcohol-forming very long-chain fatty acyl-CoA reductase (NADP+) activity. The record is from RefSeq and is a predicted model, not a curated record. Gene Ontology annotation, cellular component: peroxisome. Bases 143 to 1648 code for a protein of 501 amino acids. The transcript is spliced from 9 exons.
UUUGUAUGUACAGUUGUGCAAAUUAGUUUCACAUUUAUAUGACCAUGAAAGCUCAAUAGAUACGUUGUAUCUAUGUUUGAAUCAAGCGCCUACUUACAGAACAUAAUUUUUUCCGUGGUUGGAGUGCUGUAAUUUUUUCAAAAUGGUUAUCGCAUCGCAGAUCUCGACGUUUUACGAGUUUAAAAAAGUCCUCGUUACUGGAGGCACUGGAUUUAUGGGUAAAGUGUUAAUAUGGAAGUUAUUACAAAGUUGUCCCGCAUUGGAUACCAUAUUUGUGUUGACGCGCUCUAAACAUGGUAAAUGUGCGAAAUCUCGAAAGGAAGAAUUAUUUAACUCGCCGAUUUUCAACAAUUUCAAAGAAAAUAAUCCUAAUAUACUCCAAAAAAUUGUAUUUGUAUCGGGAGAUGUUGGAGAAGAUAGAAUAGGACUGUCAGAGGUAGAUUAUGAUAUGUUGGUUAACGAAGUAUCCAUUGUAUUUCACAGUGCUGCUGUUUUGAAAAUGAAUUCCCCUUUACAAACUGCUGUUAAUGUAAAUACCGUUGGAACAAUCAGGAUGCUGGAUAUGGCCCAACAGAUGAAAAAAUUGGAGGCAUUUGUCUACGUUUCUACUGCAUAUUGUUGCUGUGAAAAUAACAUAGUUGAAGAGAGAAUUUAUGAUUCAAAGCACAAUCCUUCCGACAUAAUUAAUCUCAUUCAAUGGAUGGAUCCCAAGUUAUUGGAAACAAUAACACCGAAAUUAAUUGAUCCAUCACCCAACACAUAUGUUUAUACAAAACGGCUUACGGAAACUGUAUUGUCUGAUCGCGCGUCCAAAGUUCCCAUUAUAGUGGCAAGACCCAGUAUAGUGACGCCUGCUUUUAAGGAGCCCUUAUCGGGAUGGAAUGAUACGUUUAAUGGACCUGUGGGAUUUUUUGUGGCAGCAGGAAAGGGUGUACUCCGUACCACUAUGUUGAAAUCAGAUGCAAAAUCUGAAUCAAUACCAGUUGAUAUGGCAAUUAAUAGCAUUUUACUUUUACCUUGGGCAAAUCCGCGAGAAAAAUUACUGAGACAAAUUAGUGUGUACAACAUUUCACCAAAUUCACAGGAAAAUGUCACUUGGGCGUACAUAACAGAAUGCCUUAAAAAUACAAGUACAAAGUAUGCUUCUGAUACGAUUCUCUGGUAUCCGAAUUUCAACCCAAGCACCAAUAAUAUUUUUAUAUACGCGAUUAAAUGUAUUUUCCUGCAUUACUUACCAGCUUACCUAAUCGAUUUUGUUUUAUUGAUAAUUGGUCAAAAACCUUUCUUAGUUCGGGUUCAUGACAGAAUCAGACUUGCUGAAAAAAUGUUGAGAUAUUUCACUCGACGACAGUGGACAUUUGUGCACGAUAAAUUAUUGCAACUGGAAGAACGGUUGAAUGAUACUGAUAAACAGCUUUUUUUGAUAAAUACCAGGCAUAUAGAGGAUUAUCAGAGCUACGUGGAUAAUAUGGCACUAACAAUCAAAGUUCACGUUUUAAAAGAAAAUUUGAAGGACAAUGAUAAAGCGAAAAGAACAUUAAAAAUAAUGUAUGUGGUGGAUAAAAUCACUCAAGUUUUGAGAUACGUUGUUUUAUGGAAAAUCCUCAUGUUCACGUAUAAAUUGUUCUUAGAAUUAUUUUAUCAUUAGAGGGAUACUUUUAUGAAACCCAGUUCAACUAUACGGACAAGGAACAAACAAAUUCAGAUCCUCGGGUUAGUCUCGAAUAUAAAGAUUGUUUUUGUACAAAGAUUUACUCGCCUGUGCUGUUGGUAUUUUCUUGUACAUUUUUUCAAUGUUUAAAUUGAAAUAAAAUUUCAAAUCAGUUGGAAAA